AUGGCUCUCAAAAAGAUGAUGAGUUGUUAUGGUGUGUUACUUCUUUUGAUUGUUGUUGAUAUUAAUGGAGUUUGGAGCAUUUCAAGAGAAGAAGAUCUUGAGCUAGAAAGACAACUCAAGAUUUUAAAUAAGCCUGGUGUUAAGACCAUUAAAACAGACAAUGGUGAAAUUUUUAAUUGCGUGGACAUUCACAAACAGCCAUCAUUGGAUCAUCCUUUGCUUAAAAAUCAUGAAGUUCAGGUAGUUAUUACGUUGAUAUUCAAAAAAGGAGUCACCAUCGGUACUGGGCAAAGGUCUGCAAAGAUACAUACAAAUGACAUGUUAGUUCCAAAGUUCUAUGGAAUCGAAAGCUACUUGAAUAUAUACAAUCCUACACUUUCGUCACCGGACCAAGCUAGUACUACUUUAAUUUAUCUCGCUGGUGGAGUUGAUGACUGUGACAUAUCUGUGGGAUGGACAGUGUAUGAGCCAAGAUAUGGUGACAACAAAACUCGCUUGUUUACAUAUUGGACCGCAGAUGGUGGUGCGACAACCGGUUGCUAUGAUCUUCUUUGUCCAGGGUUUAUCCUAACUAACCCUGACUUUCCACUGGGCUUUGCACUUCCCUCUUCUACCUACCGUGGCGCCCAGUAUGAUCUUAAAAUGAGUGUAUCCAAGGAUCCAAAAACAGGUCAUUGGUGGUUAUUUGUAGCUGACAUAGAGUUCGGGUACUGGCCUAAACAACUGUUUGGUUUCUUUGGGGUUGCCAGAGAGCUAUAUUGGGGAGGAGAAGUAUUCAGCCCAAGCCAACCUUUCCCCCCCAUGGGCAGUGGCCAUUUUCCAGAGGAAGGAGCGGGUGCCGCGUGCUUUAUGAGGGCGCUUAAGUAUAAAUACGAGGAUGGAGGGGCUUUUGUAGAUAUUCUAGAUGAGGGCAUGUCUGUUCGUGCGGACAAUCCUGAGUGUUAUAAAGUUGGUCCUCUCAGUAAUCGUGGUGGUUUUUGGGGUUAUACAUUUUUGUUUGGAGGGCCUGGUGGACAGUGUUAG
This is a messenger RNA of Vitis riparia (riverbank grape), 1023 nucleotides long. RefSeq lists its product as uncharacterized. Bases 1 to 1023 code for a protein of 340 amino acids. The record is from RefSeq and is a predicted model, not a curated record. The transcript is spliced from 7 exons. Lineage: Eukaryota; Viridiplantae; Streptophyta; Magnoliopsida; Vitales; Vitaceae.